Messenger RNA from Drosophila serrata, 750 nucleotides. RefSeq names its product fibrinogen-like protein A. NCBI's taxonomy places the organism in Eukaryota, Metazoa, Arthropoda, Insecta, Diptera, Drosophilidae. The record is from RefSeq and is a predicted model, not a curated record.
AUGCAAUCGAUAUGCACUAAUCUAGCUGAUUUAAGUUCAGAAUUGGCUGCUGUUCGGGCGGAGCAAGAGCGUCAGGCAGAUCUUCUAGAGGAGUCCUGUGAGACGGACACAGGUCCUCGUCCCGCUAAUUGUUAUGAAGCUCUGGAGGAGUCGCAGAAAAGCGGCGUUACUGUGAUCCGUGUGCCCAAGUACAGCCAGAAGUCCUUUAAGGUCGCUUGUGAUCAGGACACUAAUGGCGGAGGAUGGACAAUAAUCUUAAGGCGAACGGAUGGCAGCGAGGACUUCUACCGCGAAUGGGAGGACUACGAAAAGGGAUUUGGCCUAGCUGAUGGUGAAUACUUCGUGGGAUUGGGCAGGUUGCAUGCAUUGACCUCUUCGGUUCGUCAGGAACUUCUGAUCCUUAUGGAGGAUUAUGAAGGAGAGCAGCGCUACGAAUUGUACAAUAAUUUCAGGGUCGGUAGUGAGGCCAAGAACUACACUCUAGAAUCGGUGGGAUCUUUCUCGGGCACCGCCGGCGACUCAUUGACAUAUCACAAGGGAAUGCAAUUUUCCACAAAGGAUCGCGAUAAUGACAUUCACGAAACCAUUCACUGUGCUCAACAUUUUAAAGCCAAUGGCGUCGGGGACAUUGUGGCACGUGUCGUUCUGGUCGGCGAUUUGGUGGGCGUGGCAGCUCCGCUGCUAUUUCCACUGCCACAGCCGCCAUUUCCAUGGAGUCGGAAAAGUUCACCCACUGUGAUGGCCACCUGA